UAUGUUCAGUGUUUGGACGAGGACCAUCACAAAGAAGGUGGAAGCCCGUUAGCUUCGCUAUCCUUUGGAAUGGUUUCUCAGGUUCCAUUCGAAUAUAUGCACCUCGUAUGCUUGGGUGUCGUUAAAGAACUAUUAUCUGCGUGGAUAUGCGGUAAAUAUUCACGCUCCUCUAAACUAUCCAGUAGUCAGGUUUCUUUGAUGUCUACAAGACUGGAGAGUCUCAGACAAUAUUGUCCCUCUAAUUUCGCUCGACGCCCAAGAUCAAUCCAGCAAUUUUCUAAUUAUAAGGCCGUAGAAUUUCGGCAAUUUCUUCUUUACACUAGACCCGUUAUAGCAUCUGGAAUUUUGCCCGAUAAAUUAUUUAAUCACUUUUUGCUUUUACAUUCAGCGAUUCUGGUAUUAGCUUCACAAUCUCCGUCACCUGGUUAUUUAAAUUUUGCAGAGAUCGCUCUGCAAAAAUUUGUUCUUCGUAGCGAACAAUUGUAUGGCCCACAUUUUUGUUGUUACAACAUUCAUGGUCUUCUUCAUUUAACCGAGGAUGUUAGACGUCUUGGUUCCGUUGAUUCGUUUUCUGCUUUCCCUUAUGAAAGCAAUGUGAAAGUAUUUAAAAAAUAUUGUAGGAAGGCGGGUCAGCCUCUCCAACAAAUUGUAAAAAGAAUGGCGGAGAUUGAUAGCAGUAGAGUGUAUGUAAAUAGGGAUCAGGUUUCUUCGAUACAGGUAUCUAUGCCUAUUGGCAGCGGUACUGAAUCUCAUCUUCAGUACCGUAAGAUACAAUUUAAUGGUAUGGCCUUCAGUGUAGAUGUACGCGAUAAUUGCUGCAUCUUACAGAAUGGUACCAUAUCCAUUAUUUGCUCCAUUGUCAAGCAGGGCGAUGGAGUCCAAUUAGGUGUACGCUCGUUUUUGCAGGUAGAUGANCAAUCUGAUGCCAAUCUGCGUACAUUUUGCUAA
This is a messenger RNA of Ceratina calcarata, 948 nucleotides long. RefSeq lists its product as uncharacterized. The transcript has a single exon. Lineage: Eukaryota; Metazoa; Arthropoda; Insecta; Hymenoptera; Apidae. Bases 70 to 948 code for a protein of 292 amino acids. The record is from RefSeq and is a predicted model, not a curated record.